AUGUCUCAGGUUGCGGUCACUCGAUCUAUUCAAACCUCUCUCUUCCGCCCCACCUCAGGAUCUACACAAGAUAGGUCUCAAACCUUGUUGAAGCCGGCAACUUUUUCAUCCAAAGUCUUCUCACCACAGGGUAACAAAUCCCUCAAGCUCAGUAUCAGAAAUUGUCACAUCAAUGCAAUAAAGUCCGCAUCAGCUGAAGUUGUCCCUGUCUCACCUGAUGAUGAUUUAAAGAUUGUGGAGGAGUUGCAGAAGUUGCCUGCUUCGCAGCAACUUGGUGAUGCUUCUGGUGAAAUGUGGUCUAAGCCAAUAGUUAGAAGGAAGACUAAGAUUGUUUGUACUAUUGGUCCUUCUACUAAUACAAAGGAGAUGAUUUGGAAGCUGGCGGAGGCUGGGAUGAAUGUUGCUCGAAUGAAUAUGUCGCAUGGAGAUCAUGCUUCUCAUAAGAAAGUUAUUGAUUUGGUGAAGGAAUAUAACGCACAAUCAAAGGACAAUGUAAUUGCUAUCAUGCUUGACACCAAGGGUCCCGAGGUCAGGAGUGGGGAUUUACCACAACCAAUUCUGUUAAAAUCUGGACAGGAGUUCACUUUUACUAUCCAGAGUGGUGUUGGAACUGCAGAUUGUGUUAGUGUGAACUAUGAUGAUUUUGUCAAUGAUGUUGAAGCGGGGGACAUGCUUCUUGUUGAUGGUGGUAUGAUGUCGUUCUUGGUUAAGUCGAAGACAGCGGAUUCUGUGAAAUGUGAAGUUAUUGAUGGAGGAGAACUCGGUUCAAGGAGACAUUUGAAUGUUAGAGGAAAGAGUGCAACACUACCUUCCAUUACUGAGAAGGAUUGGGAUGACAUCAAAUUUGGAGUCGAUAAUGAAGUUGAUUUCUACGCCGUGUCUUUUGUUAAGGAUGCACAAGUAGUUCAUGAACUGAAGAAUUAUUUGAAAAGUUGUGGUGCUGAUAUACAUGUAAUUGUAAAAAUUGAAAGCGCAGACUCCAUACCGAACUUGCAUUCAAUCAUUACCGCGUCUGAUGGGGCUAUGGUUGCAAGAGGAGAUCUUGGUGCAGAACUCCCUAUUGAGGAGGUUCCGCUUUUGCAGGAAGAGAUAAUUAGAAUAUGCCGUAGCAUGGGAAAGGCUGUUAUUGUGGCAACAAAUAUGCUCGAAAGCAUGAUUGUUCACCCGACACCAACCAGAGCAGAGGUAUCUGAUAUUGCAAUUGCUGUUCGAGAAGGUUCCGAUGGAAUCAUGCUUUCUGGAGAAACUGCUCACGGAAAAUUUCCAAUAAAAGCUGCGAAAGUAAUGCACACGGUAGCAUUGCGGACAGAAGCCUCUUUAUCAAGUGGGCAAAUCCCACCUAAUAUUGGCCAAGUAUUCAAGAACCACAUGAGCGAGAUGUUUGCAUACCAUGCAACCAUGAUAUCUAAUACUCUUGGAACGUCAACGGUUGUCUUCACUAGAUCGGGCUUCAUGGCUAUUCUGUUGAGCCAUUAUCGACCUUCUGGCACCAUAUUUGCUUUUACUGAUGAGAAAAGAGUACAACAAAGGCUGGCUUUGUAUCAAGGAGUCUGUCCUAUUUACAUGCAAUUCUCUGAGGAUUCUGAAGAGACAUUCACAAAAGCCUUGGAUUUGUUGCAGAAGAAUGGAAUGGUUAAAGAAGGAGAAGAAGUAGCCCUUGUACAAAGUGGAAGGCAACCCAUUUGGAGGUUGCACUCUACUCACAAUAUCCAGGUCCGAACAGUAGCCAACACAAAUUAA
Molecule: messenger RNA, 1740 nt
Organism: Lathyrus sativus (Indian pea)
Lineage: Eukaryota; Viridiplantae; Streptophyta; Magnoliopsida; Fabales; Fabaceae
Source: the annotation of a GenBank genome assembly